This is a messenger RNA of Dreissena polymorpha, 4734 nucleotides long. RefSeq lists its product as uncharacterized. Lineage: Eukaryota; Metazoa; Mollusca; Bivalvia; Myida; Dreissenidae. Gene Ontology annotation, biological process: proteolysis. Bases 1 to 4491 code for a protein of 1496 amino acids. Gene Ontology annotation, molecular function: metalloendopeptidase activity. The transcript is spliced from 18 exons. The record is from RefSeq and is a predicted model, not a curated record.
AUGACUCUGUCGUUUUUCUGUAAUAAGCGGCAAUGUGAGGCUGCAAGGAUCACAAUAUCGGAUGUUUCCUGGCUAAACAGACAAAAACGAGAAGCUGGCCGUUUUCCGGACAAGGCAAGGAUUCGGAUAUCAUUUGAUAGUCGUCUGAUUGAUUUCGACAUUCAAAGAACUUACCCUGCGGGGUUUGCGCCUCGAGUGUUCGUGAAGAGAGAAGGGGCAAUAGUUCAGAAUCCUUAUCAAAUGUUGCAAGCGGGUAUCUACCAGGAUGUGUCACAUGGGGGAGCGUUCCUAUUAUGUCAUCGCUCCGCUAAUCGCUCCAUCGAGAGCCCGGAUGAGUCGAGAGAUGCGUUCGAAAUCUUUGGAUCGUUCCAUGCCGACAACGACCAGUUUGUGGUGCAGCCAAGUCCCGACAAUGUGAAGGGUCACAUGGUGUCCAAGAUAGCAAAUGAGAAGCUUUUUUUCGACAGCACAAAACCACAAGACUAUACAUAUAAGGCCGGACUCUUGGAAUCAGCAGCUCGUCAACACUUGAGAUUCAGACGCCAGACAAAGAAAUAUGAAAUCGAGUUACUCUCUGUAGUGGACUACAAUUCCUACUUGUUCUGGUACAAUCUGACAGCCGGCUCCUCGGACAGACACACAGACACAGUGGCCAACAUCAUGGAGUACAUGACCUAUAUGGUCAGCGCUAUUGACGUGCGGUACCAGUCGAUCAGUGGAGAGCCGUUCACCAUAUCCGUACUCAACUCCGGGGUGUUCAUUGCUGAUACGCCCGAGGCCUCCCCCUGGUCGGUAACCAAGGUUACAGACGGUCGGUUACCAAGCAAUGAGGGUCUGACGGCCUUCACCGAGUGGGUCAAGUCCCAAACGGGCCUUCCUAAGCACGACCACGCCAUGGGGUUCACAGGUUAUGACGUCAUCGGUAUGACGUCAGGCUCGGACAGUUCUGGUAUUGCAGGUCUGCGCGUACUUUGUACGAAGGACAGCACGUCAUUGGUGGAGGACAAGUUCAACUUCAUCACCAUGACAACGGCCUCGCACGAACUGGGUCACAGCCUGGGCGCUUUUCACGACGGCACGGGUAACACGUGCUCCAGCUCGGAUCACUACAUCAUGGCCUCCUCCAACAAUAUCGUGCUGGAUCCGGUCAUGGCCGGACACCCCUGGAGGUUCUCUCGCUGCUCCGUGGAGGCCUUCGUUGACUACAUAGGCUCUAUGGACAGGACGGGAACCAACUGCAUGUUAUCGACCGCGUUCCACUCGCAGGCGGCCACCACCAACCGCCCCAUGGCCCAGGCCUACGCGCCUGAUGCUACCUGCGUCAACAGGUUCGGUAGCGGAUCCUUCGUGUGCAGGUCACUUCAGGACUAUAGCGCCCUGUGUCGCUCCAUGUUCUGUAACCAGCCCAACACGACCCAGUGCUUCGCAGUCAUACCCGCCGAAGGGACCACGUGUGGCCAGGGCAAGUGGUGCGACCAGGGCGUGUGCGUGACGUCAUCAAGAGCGCCUACAGACGUCACUGACAACUGUCCAAUAGGCGACAGGCCGGGUCUGUUUGAAACGACCGGCAUGACAUGCGCCGAGUACAUCGCGUCUAACCCCGGGAACUGCUACAACAACUACACGCGAACAUCAUGCUGUGAAAGCUGCAACAAGAAAGAGAAACCGAAUCCAGAUUGCAGAUACGGUGAUCGCGGUACAUUUUGCUCCGGAAUCCAGCGCUACAGUUGCUAUAGCAACGAGAACUACUGUUGCGAAUCCUGUCUGAAACUGAAGAACAGCUCCUUAUCAGGUUGUGAGUACGGCGACAAGCUUACGGGUUGUGAUAAGACUUACUGCCCGUUUUACUCGGAUCAGGACCGAGUGGGAUGCUGCGAGACCUGUUACGACCCUUCCCGACCCACGAGCCCCGCCACCACCACCGUGGUUACCACCGCCACAUCUACCACCCUUAAGCCAACACCCGCACCUACCCCUUCCACAAAGGCAACAACACCACCACCAUCAACACCACCAACAACAACAACACCCUCAUCAACUCCACCACCACCAACAACAUCAUCAUCAACACAACCACCAACAAUAACUUCAUCAUCAACUCUACCACCAACAACGAAUACUACUACUGCUACUACAGCAAGUUCUACCAGUACCCAUUUCGCGUCCACACCACAUCAUACAAUUGAAAAGGUGACACCAGUGAUGACAUCAGAGGUUACCCCGGAGAGUAUGACGUCGACCACAGAAACCAAGACGAUUAGUCCGAAUAAAAUUGAACAAGAUAUCGUACCGGUGGCUAUACCGAUUGGUAUCGGAACGGCUGUGGGUAUCGCUAUCAUAAUAACCGUAUGUUGUGUGUGCCGGCGUUUGAGACACAUUCAUAAGAUUCAUAAGCAACAGAAACUUGCGGUCAACGACGGUUCCUAUGACAACAUUGGUUUCACGCGCCGUCAGCCCUCUACGCAAGAAACCAGUGUAGACCGUUUUCGGCCGACCAGCAACGCCUCCCAUGGGAGCACCUUCGCAAACGGAAGCUUAUUGUAUGCCGACGGAUAUAUGAUGCCGGCGCCGUCUGUGAUCAGCGAGAUGUCAGUGCAGUACACCGCCCCGAACAAAGCCGGCUUCCUUUCGACCCUGAAGAACGCCAAGCUCAUUCGCAACAGCCAAUCGCCAGGCUCAAUUCAGCCCCCACUUCCGGACGUCAGCAAGCGCGUCAGCCGACCAGUGCACUACAAGAGGGCCACGGGAAGCCUGACCGGGACGCUCAGCAAUCAGAGCCGGUCGGGGUCAGUCGAGGCCAAUGUACCUGAACCUGGGUUCAGCGGCGAGAUGAAGAGAAGGGACUCUGACACGUACGACAGUAUUGGCGACGUGCUAAAUAAUAUUCCAAAAGACCGACGACCUACUUUACCAGAAAAUCAUCCUCGUAACAUGAAUGAAAUGAUUAAACAGUUUGAACAUAUCCAGUCGUCUGAGGCAAAGUCAAAAUCAUUAUCGCACAUACAACACAAUUCACCGCGUGUUGGUACUUACAGCUUACCUCCGCUCUUAUCUGGGAGUAGUCAAAAUGAGUAUAAUAUGCCCGCGAGUCCAACGUCUACCACUGCACCAACGCCAAGUCCGCGCCACAAGACGGCCGCCUCCCACAGCCUCCCUCCCCCACCCACGCAAUACGACAACAACGCCUACUGCAAUGAUCCCGAGUAUGACGAUGCGGACCCUCCACCCAGGCGUGGAACAGUACACUUCGUAGACUCGCACGCUUCAGGCGAAUACCCUGACGGCCUAUUCAACGACUCGUAUUUGAUUUCGCAGCAAUUGGAGAGACCCACAACUCGGACCGCCACAACGGAGAAGAGUGCUGAACAAAAUGGUAUGCCAUCAAUAGGUAAAAACGAUUUAAAGGGUGUGCAUCUGCCACCAAAGAGACCAGUGCCGCGUCGUCAAUUAAGCAGCGAGUUACCUGGAAACACCGUUAAUGGUCUUCCACUAAAGCAAACAUUGAAAACGACGUCGGACAAUUUUGGUCAUGAUUCGGCUGACAAUGUAACAGACAGACAAUCAUCUGAGGGCCGUGGUGAAAUCAUGCCUCCACUGCCUCCGAACAAACCUGUCCCCAGGCGACAAUCAUCGCGUGGCAAGUCAAACACCUCAUCACCUUUAUCCGGUAAAGAAAACACAGAUAUAGCAUCAAAGCUGCCGCCGAAUAAGCCAGUGCCUAGACGUGUGUCUGGUGAACUUUCAAUUAUUGCUUCACCUUCAUCCGACGUGCUGCCACCGGAUACUUCAAACACACUUCAAUCCACUCCAAUACGACCAGUACUAAGAAGACAAAGAAGACAAUCUUCACCAGAUAAUUCAACUGUUGCCCCGUCUGCACAGGACCAGAAGGCAACAGAAACGUUUGGCAAAUCGGCUCUAGUUCCUCCAAGUAGACCAACGCCUAGACGACAAUCGUCAAGUGAGAGCUCGGGGAUCGCCGCGACUGCACCAAUUAUAACAUCCACCCAACCAGUGGUUAUGCCUGAUGGGCCUCUGAAGGCACUUCCAAAGUUACCCAUGCGACCGCCGAUUAAACCAGUUCCUAUUCUGCACUCCCCCAGUGAGAAUUCAAAUGACACGGAGUCAUUGUCGACUCAGGUAUCAAAUCAGACACCACAAUCACAAACAAUCGUCCAAGCACCUUCCUCUAGAUCAGAUGGCGAUUGCGUAAAGUCACAUCUUGUUAAAAUCCCACCACGCCCGCCAAAUGACGGCGUACCGCGUGGACAAACUUUGGGCGAAACUUCCAACCAGACACAAGAUGCUACAUCGGGGACCACUAAUCCCUAUCCUAAAUCCUCAUCCGUUCUCCAGUCAAGUGCUACUGAAGGCUGCCGACCCGAGUCCAACACUGCUCCUAAUCCACAAAGGCGGCCUUUACCGAGACGACAGUCGUCAAAUGCGCCAAAAGCGAUCAAGAUUAGUAAACCGGAUGUUUUUGAGAUAUAAAUAUCAGCUGUUAAACCCAGUAUACAUAGAUUUAGUUAUAUGUCAUAUGGGAAUAAUUAUUAGUUGCGAUAUGUUUAAUGAAUAUUCAUCACAAACGUUAUUGCCAGCUGUUUUUUAUUGUUCCUCAUGAAAACUUACAUAUCAUUGUGGCUAUAAUUGUUAUUGAUCUUACAUUUUGUAUUACGUUAUAUAUUUUUUUAUAAAUGUAAGUUAUAUGUUAUACGACAUAAAACUAUAUUUUGA